UCUUUGCACAUCAGUUGGUUGGAAUUUAUGCACCCGUUCGGAAUCCUCCGCCGAACAGCGAGAGUGGACUAGCGUUUGACGAACACUGAACAGGACAGAAACUCUACACACAGUGGCUCUAGUGGUGAAAGAGGUUUAGUUUUAGUUGCUUGAAAAUUUUCGUUUUGUGUGUUUUCUUCUCGAGUGCAGUAAAGAAAUAUGAUACAACAACGACCGACUGCGUGCGUUCAAAGAGCAUUACUAUAUAGAACAUCGAGUGACACUGCUUGGCAGUGAAGUUGUCAGUAGCAGCAGAACCAACAGGAAGUUCACCUGUUUCCCAUCAAAGUAUAACAAUACUGGCAAUCAGUGGGGUGAAGCAGGCUGACGAAAAAAAUUAAGCAAGUAUACAUAAGCAAUUGAAAGAGAACACCCGGUGAAGGAUAAGAGAGCAAAAUACAAGAAAAAUUUUCCCAUACAUUUGGAUUAGAAGUGGCUUUGUGUUGCUAUAUUGAGGAAAGCAAGAGAGAGAACGUGUGAUCUUGGGUGUAAUACAGGAAAAAAAGGCCAAAGAAGCGUAAAUUUAUAGCCAAGUGAAAUAGUGUUUGAAUAAAGCUGAAGAAAGAUGAGGGAAAAUUAUAAUUGUUAUUGAUCGGAAGAAGGUGUAGUGAAAGGAGAAUAAAUUAUACGACAGCUCUACAGGAACGGUGCUGGAAGAAAACAGAACGACGAAAAGAAGGUGAAAAGAAGGUUGAGUGUGGCUUGCAAGCGAUUUCCCUUUUCGUGGUCGUUCGAGGUCGUGCUAAAUAAACAUUCAUUUGAACGUCGUCGUAGUCGAACCAAUCAUUUGCGGCUCAAGAAACUGGAAGAACCCACCAGCGAACGGCAGUGCAAGUGACAAGUGAGUAAAAAGCAAUUAUGUGUUGGUAAUACGCACCUUAUGGGCACAGUAAAACGUCAACAUUGUUGCGAGUUGUGUUAAGAAACUACGAAGGAAAUCCCCGGCAAAUUUAACCGAGUGAUUUUUCCUGUGUAUCGUUAAGUCGCUCAGUAAACAUAGUGUGUACAAAAACGUAGGCAAAGAAAAACGCGAGAUUUUUCCUCCUCUUGAGCACCAAUAGGUCGUCAUCGCCGCAGUGAGUACAACAGAGUACGGAAUUUGAAAAAAAAGAAAACGACUGUCUGUUGGUGGUGUUUGUUAGGGGCUCCCCAGAAAACCAGAUUUCUGUACGCGACAGCAUCGUACAGGUUUCCAUCGGAAGGCGGACUGGCAGGCGCCAGUGUGUGUAUCGAAGAGAGAUGAUGUCUCAUCGCACCGGUUAAAUUGGUGUAGCAACUUCUGCCGCAGCAUUGUUGAAUCGGAGGGAAACAUGUUUAUUGGACGCUCCAGCUACCAAUCCCGACGGUGCUGUGUGCCGAAACAGAACUGAACAAUUGCAGCUAUAGGCUAGCGCUAGAACGGAGAGGAUUGAGGACGCGCAUCACUCGGUACGUGUGUAUGUGUUCUGCAGCUACGAUGAUGAGGUGGAUGCCGCUGGCUGUUUUCUGGUAAUCACCAUCAUCGCCAUCGUCGUAGUCGUCGUCGCCUACAUCAUCUUCGAGACCCAAAAGAGGACAGCGAAAGCUCGACAUUUCCCGAGCGGUAGGAUUCCCUCACCCUUCCACGCUCUUCGCUGCGCGCUUAUACGUACCUUCAGCUAUAGAUGUGUGUGGUUUGUUGAAAUGGUUCAUCGUGGGAUACCCGAAACCGAAGCUUUGUCCGGAUUUGAAACUUAGCACCGUUUUGAGUUUUUUUGUCCGAGAAAGAAUUAUUGCUUGUUAGAGUGUCGGUUGCUGAUCCGGGACAAGCGACGACGAAAAGAAGAAAUUAACAUGAAGGCCAACCACCGCUGGGGAAUUGCGAUCCGGUAACUGCGGCCGGACCGGCAAACUUCGAGAGCAAUUCAAGGAAGGAGAAAUUAAGGAUCAAGUGCUACUAGUCAAGUGUUUGGUCGAGCGUGGGCUGGUUCGGGGCUGCAACCGCAAUGGAUUCGUGAGCCAUAUGGCGUAGAAGCCGACAGAAAUGCUUUCGAAAUGGGUGAUUAAUCAUCGCAGCAGUGCCACUUAGUAGUGCAUGGAAGCGAGCGAGCUUUUUGGAUUUCGAACCGAACUCAAAAGUGUGGAAGUGAACGAUUUUCCUGCUACAUAAAUAAUAAUCACACGCGGCAUGGUUUAGGAAUUUCCCUCCAUUUAAGGUUGAUGUGAACCACCUAGCGGAACUUUUUUUCUAACGAUAACAGUUUUCGGUGCAAUGGUUUGAAAGCCAUCCAAUAUUCCGACGCUGAGGAUGAAACGAUGUGAAAUUGUGUGAAGAUGUAGACUUGAUAGAAAUCUUGGAAAUUUGCAGCUCUCAUGAUUUUCCAUCUGCUUAGGCCGGAACUCGGUAUGAUUACUGCGGUGAGGAAACAACAAAAAAGCGAUUAAGUGAACGUAAAGCCGAUUCUGGUGUCCGUGGUGCUCCUUUGCAGUCAUGAAGCAGUCGCAGGAAAUUGUAUAAUUUUAGCGAAAAUGCCUUUGGUUAGCUAGGUCUUUGUAGCCGUUAAUGUAUAAAGGAGAAAAGUAUCACAGCGAGAAGGAUAAUAAUAAUAAUAAAAGUCUAAUCUGUAGAGAAGAGGAAAAUCAUAACGCUAGUCGCGACUGGAUUUAUUUUCAACGAACGGUGAAACAACGGGAAAGGUUUAUUUUUCCAAUCCUCUUUAGGGACGGCUUCGAAUAAGGAGAAACGAUUCAAACGACUGAUUUUAGAACCUCUCCAAAGGAGUGUUCUAACCAUUACUGUAACGUUCCGGGUACAUUCAUUGGGGACCAUUGAAAAAUUCCACCAAAUAGUAUGGCUUCGGUCGCCGCUUGGUUGCCCUUUGCACGGGCGGCGGCCAUCGGGUGGGUCCCCAUUGCAUCCCACCCACUACCAGCACCACCGGUGUUCAAAGAUCGGCUCCGGUCGGAAGAUGAGAAACUUAUCAUCAAUGUGUCCGGACGGCGAUUCGAAACCUGGCGAACGACCGUCGAAAAAUACCCGGACACACUGCUCGGAUCGAACGAGCGGGACUUUUUCUACGAUGAAGACACUAAAGAGUACUUUUUCGACCGUGAUCCGGACAUCUUUAGGCACAUAUUAAAUUACUAUCGCACCGGAAAACUACACUACCCUCGGCAUGAGUGUCUGCUCAGCUACGACGAAGAGUUGGCGUUCUUCGGCAUCAUGCCAGAUGUGAUCGGAGACUGCUGCUAUGAAGACUAUCGAGACCGGAAGCGAGAAAAUGCCGAACGACUGAUGGACGACAAACUGUCGGAGAAUAGUGAUAAUAAUCUGCAACAGCUAACCAACAUCAGACAACGGAUGUGGCGAGCAUUCGAGAAUCCGCAUACUUCCACUGCCGCCCUCGUGUUCUACUACGUAACGGGCUUUUUCAUUGCUGUAUCUGUGAUGGCCAACGUCGUGGAGACGGUGCCCUGUGGGUUGCGGCCGGGCCGCGCCGGGACACUGUCCUGCGGUGAACGGUACAAGAUUGUCUUCUUCUGUUUGGACACGGCCUGUGUAAUGAUAUUCACCGCUGAGUAUCUGCUCCGGUUGUUUGCCGCUCCGAAUCGGUGCAAAUUCAUGCGAAGUGUAAUGAGUGUCAUCGAUGUGGUGGCCAUCAUGCCGUACUAUAUCGGUCUCGGUAUUACCGAUAACGACGACGUAUCCGGCGCGUUUGUGACGCUUCGGGUGUUCCGUGUGUUCCGAAUUUUCAAAUUCUCCCGUCACUCGCAGGGUCUGCGAAUUCUUGGCUACACGCUAAAGUCCUGCGCCUCCGAACUGGGCUUCCUAGUGUUCUCGCUGGCGAUGGCCAUCAUCAUCUUCGCCACCGUCAUGUUCUACGCCGAGAAGAACGUGGACGGUACGAACUUCACUUCUAUCCCAGCGGCAUUUUGGUAUACAAUUGUCACAAUGACAACGUUAGGUUACGGUGAUAUGGUGCCAGAAACAAUAGCCGGUAAGAUCGUGGGAGGCGUCUGUUCGCUGAGCGGGGUGUUGGUCAUCGCGCUACCCGUACCUGUGAUCGUGUCAAACUUCAGUCGCAUCUACCACCAGAACCAGCGGGCGGACAAGCGGAAAGCACAGCGGAAAGCACGUCUCGCACGAAUACGAAUAGCGAAAGCGGGCGCCAGUGCGGCGUUCGCGAGUAAGAAGAAGGCUGCCGAGUCGCGGCUAGCAGCGCAGGAGUCUGGCAUCGAACUGGACGACAACUACAACGACGAAGACAUCUUCGAACUACAGCAUCACCAUCUGUUAAGAUGUUUAGAGAAGACUACGGACCGGGAGUUUGUCGAGCUAGAGACGCAGUACAACGGCCAAACGAAACGGCCCGGAUCUCCGUCUCCGAUGGCCAGUCCUUCACACUCAGCCAACACUGCGACCGGCGCCACCGGGCUAAUACAGUCCUGCUGUGGACGGUGCUGUUCCCAGCGGUAUCAGCCUAAUCUUUCGGUGGAUUUUCAGAUACAGAGCUACACGUCGGCGAACCAAUGAUGUCAGGAGGACGACAUUCCCCUGCGAGAGAGAAAAAAGUCCUAAUAGAUUCCGGAGGCCUCAACCUUCCCCGCAGAUAGCCGAAACGCAGGACGGCCACAGCCGAUUUGAGUGAGCUCACUUUUCCCUCGAACGCCAGCAGAAGUCCACGGAGGCCCAUCGGCGUUAUGCGAAAAUGGCUCUAAUGUUCGGUGGACAAUUUUCCAGAUGAGUCGCAGCAGCAGUAGCAGCAGUGGCAGCAUCAAACCACCAGUCUGUCCUGCGGUAUUUGUGUGUGUUUUGGUCGUUUGUAGGCAGAACGCUUCUGCUGUCACGCAAACCGAUACGCGCGGCGUCUGCAAACCAUCCCCCAGCUUUACCCUCCUCUCGCAUGGUUAGGGAACCAGGACGCGCCUGUUUGCCGUCGUCACCAUCGUUAUCAAAUCACACUUUAAUGUAGCUACAGAAAUUACCUAUAAAUGUACAGCGUUAUUCUUCCCAUGAUUGAGAUGAAAUUCUUAUCGAACCCAGUAUGAAAUACGGUUAGAGAAACAAUUUCGUAGUAAAAACCAACCAAACCAAACAAACUCGUAAGGUGAAACUUUAGGGUAGCGAUAAAAUUUAGCAAAUAAAAUUUAGACCACAAACAGGAAGAUUAUCCCAAUCAGCAUCCGUUUCAUGAUAUAUAAUGGAAUGUAACCGGUAAACCGGUCAAAGUGGGAAACAGCUUUAACGAAACUCAACUUUAAUGGUUUUUACUAUUACGGUACUCACUGUUAAAAAACUUCGAUAUAUCACCAUAUAUGGAUGUUCUUUCCCACGGGGCGGAUGCUUAUGCAUAACCUGUUUUCCAAAGUGUAGAUAAUGCAGACAAACAACAAGUAAUAUAAUAACUUAAGAGUAGAUCAGCGAAAACAGAGUAGAGAAAAAAUAGAAAAAAAUCACAUAUCAAUUGUGAGCGCAAAAAAAAACUUUACUGCGAAUCAGUACCGGUGUAUAGGAAACGAAAAACACAUUUAUGCUAUGGGAGCUGUUAUAAAAAAUUCAAUUUUAUUUCAAUUCCACUGACAUAGUAGACCUUAUCAUUAUUUUACACUUCUCUUGCUAAGUGAAUAAUUUUUUGUUUGCUUACCGCAAGUUUGGGUAGAAUCCAAAAGCAUCGCGUCUAAGGUUUGUGAAUGUCCGUUUAGUUAACUUAUACAUUCAUAUUUAAGAUUAAUUUUUCUAACAUUACCAAAAUCAUACCAAGAAUUGUUCCCAUAAAUUAUUUUUGAAUUUCGUCUGACUAUAACACUUGCAGUGUGGAACCAUCAAAUCGAUUAAUCAAGCAACAUUCGCUAUUCCAUCCAGAUUCGACUGGUCCUUACAUAACUUCGGUUCUAGUCAUCUUGGUUCCAAUUUCGGAUACUGUAUAAUCUUCCAUAUAGAUCUGUGAAAAUUAUUAGUGUAUGUUCUUAAAAAAAAAGCUUUAUCGUUGUUUAUUGACUAAACCUUUUUAAGAAAAUAAAUGCAAACUGAAAGCAAGAAAAAGAGAAAAAACGACAAAUACCAGAUUAAUUAAUAACAAUAAAUGGAUGUUUCGAGAAACUAGUCAAAAUCGAAGUAAGAUGAAUUUUCUCCUAGGUGUAAAACGAGUUUACAAAAUGAUAGCGUAUUUUACUGAUCUAACUAGAGGAUAGAAAUUAGUGAAAGAAAACAAAAGAACAAAACCAAGAUCAGUAAAACGAAUCCUAGUUUUAAUGAGGUAGCUUAGACGAAAUACCAAAAACAAAUGGCCAGGUGAAAUCGAAAAUAAAGCAAACAGCAACAAAUUAAUCAAGUGUAAGUAACCACUGUGAAUUGCACACAUACCCUUUGUAGAGAGCGUUGGAUAACCAAUUGUUCAACGAAACUCACGGCAGUAUAUAAGAUGCUCGUUUCUAGAAUAUGGUCUGUUGUUAAGCAUUCUUCAACGUCAACACGAAGAACGUUUAUUCUGUGAAUCGCAAACGUAGGCCCAUGGUAAGCUGCCGAACUGGGCAAUCAGUCAAAUGUAAACGUAAUAACUAGAAGGGGAAAGAAUAAUAGUAAACCAAACAAUUCUAAAAAUGACAAACAAUUUAGCGUAAUAAAAAAAACAUAAGAAAGAAGCAUGCCAGACUUAAACUGUUCAUAGUGGUUAAUGAAAUGAAAUUAAUACACCUUAAUAGUAAACUAAAGGAUAAACAUUGGAGAACUGAACAAGUAAAUGAGUGAAAAUAUUAUAUUAAUAUGUUACACUCGUUGCAACAGGACUACUAAACGAAACGAAACGGUAAAAUUACUUAAAGCUGAAUUUAACAGGGUUAUAAGCAAUGCCACAUUUGUACGUAAGCACGCGGCUGGCAAACAAAAACCGGUUGACUUUCCCCGUCCUGCGGGACAAUCCCAGACGAGUUUCACUAGACGAAGACGACCAUUGGGUCAUUUCCGGCUUCACUUUUCGCUAGAACACGAAAGCGUUGUUUUUAUAUCGUUUCUAAUAAUUGUACAGAGUAAGUCUAGGCAGUAUGUAAAAAUCGAAUUCGUUUCCAUGCCCAGUUUACCAGUUCCUAGCGGACAGCUCGAAGCCCCAUGACAUGGUCUUCUUCCCGUAGAGCCCCUAACAAUUCGUCUGAGCCAACCAUUUGGCCAGGGAAAGCAUGAGUUGCAGUGAGUGCCCAAAUUGCGUUCGAACUGUGGAACAUUCACAUUCGGCAAAUUGUAGAACGAUGUGCUUGAAGGAAACAAACCAAAAAAAAAACCAUUUGAUCGUCGCGACAGAAGCAAAACCAACAGCAAUCGAAGGAUUGUUAGUAGAUUCUCAAGCUCUAAACAUUUACUCGAACGGAAUUCUUGAACUUGUUGCAGAAGAAACUUCGGCACACGCUACUCAGUUUUUGAUAAUCACGAUGAUUAGUUUGAAAUUGCUGUACUCGAAGAUUAACCUCUUUAACCAUUUGAAUUUUCCUAUUUUCCUGAUUUACCAACAGUUAACAACUUUGUUCGAAUUCAGUAUGUAUGCAGCUUGCACAGAACAUUUGACGAAAGGUUCGAUACAAUACCAUUCCUCACGGACUGAGCGGCAUUGCAUGCAAUGAAUCAGUUGAACAGAAGUAAUUCAAGGGUGGUAUGCAGAUCGGUUCUUUCAUUUGAAAAAACAAAGGAUAAUUAUUUCGCACAAUUUUCAUCAAUUUGAAUUUCAUUUUACGUUAGUGAUGAACACCAUAUCAAAGAGACAAAUGCUUAUAAUUAUUAUUGUUUCCAAAACAAUAUAAAUUCCACGAGGCAUAAAACAUGCUCGCACAGAAAAUAUAAAUAUUUGAGUUUAUCUACAAAUUGACAAUUCGUACAUUUUCUUUCAAUAAGCGUCAUACAGCAAAAUAUUAUUUUUUUUAAACGCGAAGAGAGAAUUCAAUAUAAAAAUGGAAUUCCGUAAUGCAUUGACUCUCAUUGUUAGGAUUCCAUCCGUUUCAGAAUUCUAUAGUUUACCCACCAAUUCAAUUCGCUUUUAAAAAAAAUAUAAUAAUAAGGCGUGACAUGUAUGUUCAUUACAAAUAAAAACGUUCAUUGAUGUUCAGAAAAGGCAUUUGAAGAAAAAUAAUAGGAAUCUGAUUACUACUAAUUGAGAUAUUAUCAUAAUAUUAUAAACUACAUUAAAUAUGCAAAAUCAUGACUUUUUAUGUUCAAUUAAGGCAGAUACAAAUUUCAUUUUAAUUUUAUGUCACCCCCCCCCCCCUUUCAAAGAUGUUGAAAAUUGGAGGGGGAGGAAGAAAAAGCUGUCAAGCCGUUUUGUUAAUAUUAUUGACUUUUUGACAACGUAUAUGCCAAAUUUAGCAACAAACAAGUCCAGUGACAGUGAAAGUGUCAUCAAAAGGCAAGCCAAAUGAUUAACCCUAUCCUCGCGGCGAGAAAUCAGUUUUUACAUCGAAAAAUGACAUUCAAACUCUUAUUACUCAGCAACCGCAUGCAUAAUUUGCACAAACUAUAUUGCAUGUUGAAGAUUAAUCUGUUCUCUAACUGCUUAGAAUGAUUUCAUCGUUAGAAAUUUCAAGUACAGUUGUUAAACUGUUAUCAAAGUUUAUAUGUCAGGUGAUGCCAUAUGGCGUCAUCCGCGGGGAAUGGGUUAAUAAUGAUAAUAAUGUUAUAUUUUUCAACACACUUUUGCGUGCAAGUUACAAACGUCGUAACUUGCACACAAUUUUUUUUAAAGCUAUUCCUGUUUUUUCUGCUCAGUGUUAUUUAUUUUUUGCCCUUCUCUUAGCUAAUUUGAUAACCGUGGACAUAAAAGCUAUUCAAAAUUUGUAUCAGCCUUAUCUCUAAAUCUAAAAUGAAAAAUCCAUGAUUUGAUUUGGUGCGCUGGAGCUGGGAGAAAGGCCAUUCUAUUGGUUAGAACAUAGAUUGUGGAGCGAUUUAAGCAUUAAAAGUCAUGAUUUUUUUUUAUUUCAAGUUGCUUUGUAAAUUCAAGUACAACUUUUAGUAAACAUAAAACCUUUAUUUUCCCUUUGACGUGUUCCUUGGACACCAGCAAACAUUUUUGGGCAAAAAAAAUCUGCAUAUCGUCUCAUUAGAUUUCAUUGUAGAGGAGAACUGCCGUUCUACGCAUAGUUGUCCCAUGUUACUUCUGGUCGAUUUUCGUUUUUGAUCACCAAUGAGUCUAUUUUCAUGUAUAUUUUUGAAAAACUCUCAAAAAUAACAUUGUUUGUUCCGAAAGUCUUGAAAAACCAUACCAAAUCUGUUUGUCCCAUCGAUGAUUUUCCACACAUAUUUGUCCCACUAGAUUUUUUCUAUUCUAAUCGAUCCCACUAAUCACUAAUUCCCAUAUUCAACACUUGAGAAAUGCUACAGAGCAAUAAAACUUCUCCUUACAACGUUUGGCUACAUUACGGGUGUCAGAUAUUCGGUACCGAAAAUCACUUUGCUUGAUUAUUAAAAUGCGGUACAUUCAUAUUUUUAUUCGGAAUAUCUAAACUUUGUGUGCUGGUUUGUAAUCUGAAUGCCUUUCCUGUUCGAGCAUAAGAAGAUAAACGCAUGAGAAAUAUACUAACUGAAAGUUAUAUGAACUGUGUUUUGUGUGUGGCCAAAAUGGUGAAAGCCUAACAAUGUUCAAAUAUGAGCAAUCUGAAAAAACAAUUCUCCUUUGUAAUGGUAAGUCAUCUGAUACUUAUUUAAUUGACUAGACUUUCAUCUCGACUAUCAUCACCUGCUUUCUUUAUAACACGAUAGCGUGAUCAUUUUCGUGAAAAAUAAACAGCCUUGUAUCCCCAAAACGAACUAUGUAUUGGGAAACAUCGAAUGCACGUGGUGGGACUGAUAUGCGUAGAAUUAACCUGUUGGAAGGCAAAUUUCUCGACAUUAUUGUCCCAUUGGUUAUUUUUAUGGAAAAGAGUGUUAAACAUUCAACUAGAUUUAUUGAAAACAGUCUAUUGCAAGGUUAAACUGCCUAAAAGCCCCCUAAAACUUUAACAUAGUUUUUCUCGUUUGCAUGAUUUGGAACAUGAGACAAAUAUGCGUAGAACGGCAGAGAACUAAGCAAAAUGAUCAUGCUCAAUUCAUUUUACGGUGGCUUUUUUCUUUAAAAAGUAACAUAAAAAUGGUUUAACUUUACACGACUGUAGAAAGGUCCAAAUACCACCCAAUAUAGGUAUUUUCGGAACUGGCAUUGGCAAUUUGCGGUUUCUAGAAACAAGUUUCUAAUGGCCAUCCCACAUUUGAUUAUCAACGGAAUCGUGAUGAUUCUCAGAGACCAGCAAUCAACUUCAGUUGCCUUGUUUAGUUUCACUCCCAGAAGACAGAAGAAACAGAACAGAAGACAGAAUAUUUCAAUGGUGAAAAGGUAAAUCAUUCGUUUAAACACCUUUUUCACGUUACCUUUUCCGUACGGAUUGCAUUACUGCAACUGUAUAACUAUUACAAUAGAAUCAGAGCUCAAUUUGAAAAGAAAUCACGCCAAAACACGUUUCAUACAUUAUAUACUGAACAUAACAAACAACAAGUUUUAUUUAUUGGACAUUGGAAUUUGAACUUCUCUAAACAUACAAAUUACAUUUUUUGAAAACGUUACGGUUCGCGGCUUCAAAUUUACAAAAAUGUUAACGUAGGUAUUUCGCUCAUACUCAAUUUAAUUUUUUUUUCUUGAAAGUUUAUUCCGGACUGCGCAUAUUUUAAUAAAGUUAUGCCUCAAACCUAGCCAUUUAAUAACUAACGCAAAUAGAUUUUUUUCUGAGCAAAGUUUUACCCAGGAAGAAACUUCCUUCUUUGGUAAAAAGAAAAUAUCAAUAUGGAAUUUUAUGACGGAGCCUAACAUUUCAAUUAUAGAAUUUUUAGUUAUAAUUGAAACUCGUUUGCAAAACAUUCAGAUUCAAUAGGGAUGAACUGUUGGGAUAAUUUGUGUAUUACCAAUUUUUUAAGAAGCAAUUCUUCAUAUUUUCAAUCCAAUCUUAUCGUAUUGAUGUCUCAUUUUGUGAUUCUCAUUUUCAUGGUAAUUAAUUAAACCUAUUUAUUUCUGUGCUUGUAACAUAACUAAAUCUCAAACUGCAAUUGCCUUUUCCAGGCAAUAACAUAUGAUAACAACAUCAAUAUUGUGCAGAACUAGCACAAUUUUUGAUUAAGUUUGAAACCUGGAUACUCUAGCGUAUUUCAAUGUGUUAAGUGGCUCUAAACCACUACACUUAUAUAGUAUCAACCGAUGUUGGUAACGUCAUGGAGGUUUGUAUUGGUAAUGUUUUUCAGAAGGCUGUUAUUGUUAGAGCAGUGAUACGAAAUGAUACGACACAUUGGUUAACUAAGAUUUGACCACCGGUAGUAAACCUUUGUUGGGAACGGCAGGAUGUAUUUAUGAUAAAAUUUUCUUCGUUUUUAAAUCAGAGAUUUUUUAUAUCGCCGACUAUAAAAGCACAAGUUACAACUGCUUAAUUGGAUGCAACACUAAAACCCGCGCGUUGUACAUAUUUUGAUUUGACCUUUAAACGAUUGUGUGAGUCCCAUGCACCACUCAAUCGUAAUUUUCGUCAUCACCAUCUUCGAGUGCAGCCUAUGAUUCAUUACUAGAAAGGCAUUUAGCAGACCAAAACAAACAUUUGAUUAGAGUUCGAGUUUGUAAUGUUGUUGUGCAUGACAAUUAAACAAUGAGUAGCCUCCUAAGCCAUGUCCUAGAACUUACAAAUUUCUCUACCAAACGAAACAAUAGCCUAUUGAAAAAAAAGUGAAAAUCUGCGAGUAAUGCUAAAGCGAUUGUUUGAUUGCUGGAAUGAAAGCCACCUUCCCCCGCUGGUAGGAGGCUUGUAUACGUGCAUGCAAAUUAGUAACCAUACAAGUUGAAUAAACAAAUAACAAAUAAAACAGAGCAAAACAUGAUCAAAGAUUUCACUCUCUUCUAUAGGAUAGUAGGAAUUACUCUUUAGCCGUCAGACUACUUUUGCGAAAUGAAGUCAGUUUCGUAUCGAGAUUGAAUUUGAAGCUAAUGCGAAACCCGAAUAAUAGUCAACCUUUGCAUAGUAAAAAUGAGUACUCCCAGGCGCACCUCUCCCGUUCCAUAAUGACGUAGAUAGAAUGUUAUUCAAUAACCGAUCGACCCAGUUUGUCAGAACAAAGAAGAAAUCCAUUUGCAGUUUUGAACUAAACGAAACGGGCUACUUGAAGGUGGAACAGACGAACCACAAAUUUUAAUAUCAUUUACCGAACGGCAGUGAAACAUAUGUCCUAGAAACGAAUUACUGUUUAUAUCUAUAAAGUGAUAGGUAAGUAGCAACUAACACGAAUUGUUUGCAAAACAGAAGAAGGAAUAUCAAAUUAAAACCAAAUUGUUGGUAGCGAACGGAUGUAGAGUAAAUUGAAAUAUUUUUGAAGGAAGUAUUAACACAUAUUUUAAUAAAUCUUGUAUGUGGAUAUAACAUUUAGCAACGUACUUCAAGUGAGAAAACAAAUACCUUGUACAUUAUUUUACAAUAAUCUAUUAUUGAUUUGUAUAUAAAUUUUACCAAGGCGCGAAUGAAACUGUAAAACAGAGGAGUAUAGAAGCUAGAAUAAACCACUACAGAUAUUCACCAUUCUGUUCCAGAGUGGUGAGUAAAAGCAGGUGUGUAUUAAGAAAACAAUGAAGAGCUAAAAAAACCAAAACGUUAUAUUGCAACUAAUCGUCGAAGGAUGUUUACUGGUUUUACUCGCGAUGCCUGAACUGGUCCAUUUCUAGUCAGUAGGAGUACACACUUAUGAACUGUUCCGAAACUAUUGCUGUUGAAAACAAGUUGUAAAGAAUAUUUUUUUGAUGAUGUUGGAAUCAUUUUCCACGAAGAUAGCUGCCCGUGAAAUCCACAGCCAUCGUGAUUCUUGUUACGUUUGAUUUCCCUAAGAGUAAUGAUAGGAAUGAAUAAAUACUCACUUCUCAGUGUUUAAAAUAA
This is a messenger RNA of Wyeomyia smithii (pitcher-plant mosquito), 12906 nucleotides long. It is a transcript of the gene Shal, whose product is annotated as potassium voltage-gated channel protein Shal. The transcript is spliced from 12 exons. Gene Ontology annotation, molecular function: protein binding; A-type (transient outward) potassium channel activity. NCBI's taxonomy places the organism in Eukaryota, Metazoa, Arthropoda, Insecta, Diptera, Culicidae. Gene Ontology annotation, biological process: potassium ion transmembrane transport; protein homooligomerization. The coding region runs from base 2849 to 4531 and encodes 560 amino acids. Gene Ontology annotation, cellular component: voltage-gated potassium channel complex; membrane. The record is from RefSeq and is a predicted model, not a curated record.